Helobdella robusta is the source of this 663-nucleotide messenger RNA. RefSeq lists its product as hypothetical. Lineage: Eukaryota; Metazoa; Annelida; Clitellata; Rhynchobdellida; Glossiphoniidae. The record is from RefSeq and is a predicted model, not a curated record. The coding region runs from base 1 to 663 and encodes 220 amino acids. The transcript is spliced from 3 exons.
AUGAAAUGUCUGAACAACCGUUUGAGCGAUGCGCUUGUCAACUUGAAAUAUGAUGAUUGUUGGAAGAGAAAAGGUAAUUGUGACAGUGACGGUAGUUCUUCAGUGCUGGAAGCAAAAUUGCAACAAUUAGUUGAAAAUUACGAAACUGAUGUUGAUGCGAUUGUUGAAAUCCUGAAAAAUUCAAAUAAGGACUCUUUAUCUGACGAAAAUAGCAGUUGGCUUUCUUCCAAAAAUAGUUUUGCCAACAUGCGGGUUAGUGAUAGUGAAACGACAGAAGAAGAAGCUAUUGCCAACGUUAGUGAUAUUGAAACGACAGAAGAAGAAGCUGACGAAGAAGCCAGCAGAUCACUCACCAUCAUCAGCACUGCACGUUCAUGCAAACUCACUUCAUCAUCAUCUGCUGUGGCUGUCUAUAACAAUCAGAUGAAUGAUCAGUCGGAAGUUGAUUUUGAAGAUGAUUUUAAUGAUAAUGAGCUAGAUGAAUUAUUAGAAGUCGAGAAAAGCAUUUUGAGCCAUCAGAAAAGUGAAGAAGCUGAAACAGAAGAUUUGGAAGAUACAGAUGUUGAAUAUGAUCAGGCUGAUGACACAAGUUACCAGCCAGCCGACAGCAAAUACCUUGAUGUCCUCAAAAAGUAUUUUGGGUAUUCUAAAUUCAGGCAGUAA